AUGAAUAAAAAAACCCCUACUGUCUAUAUUAUUUUACACAGUCUGUAUCAGCACACUUACAAACUCUCAUUAGCCAUUAAAGAAGGUCUAGAAAGCAAAGGCAUACAGGUUCAAACAUAUAUUGUCCCAGAGAGUUUGUCUACCGAAGCGCUCCUCUGCGGUGUGAGCGCACCUACAUCCCUUCCUGACCUACCAACCCUACCUUCCAUUAAUAAGCUUGCUGAACCUGAUGGCAUACUCUUCGGCUUUCCUAGUUGUUUCACAGUUACCGUGCCAGCCCAAAUAAAAGCCUUUCGAGAGGCGCGCUCAAGGAGAAAUUUGCAAGCACUUUUUAUUGCGCAUGUUCACCUCCUGGUGUACAACUUGUCAACGCUCUUUGUACUCCCGUUUCUCGCUCAUCAUGGUAUGCUGUACGUGCCGCUGGACUAUUCGAAUGGUCAACUUAACGAGGGAAGUUCUUCUUAUGGUGGAAAAGCUGGGCAACCUUGUAGAAAUGAGUUGGAAGUGGCGAAACAGCGAGGCGCAAGGUUUGGAGAUGUUGUAGCAAGUUAUAUUAGAGGCAAAGAGGUUUAUAAUAGCAGCGAUGCUAACAUUCGAAAGACAAAUGAUUUUUUGAAGAAAAAUAGUUCUUGGGGUUUGUCAGAUUAUGAUUUUGAAAAUGACUUGAAUAAUGAUAACAAUAGAAACGGUGCAGCGUUGAACGAAACAGUAAUGGCUAUUUCUCUGGUUCACCAGCCCCCGGCUUCUGAGCAAUCAACUUUUAAUUGUGCUUCAUCACAUAUAGCAAUCGCGAAAGCUAAUGUUGAUUUUACUGCAACAAAUAGCUAUCAAAACAAAAAAAUGCUUACAACGGGGAAAAAGUGUAACAACAUAAAUCAGACGAAGAACAACAGCGGUCGUGGCAGUUCUAGUAUAGACAAAAAUGAGUGUAAUAAGAAAUGGUACAUAAUCAAAAAAUCCAACAAUUCUUGCGAUAAUAGUGUAACUAGUCGUCGUAUGAGUUGUCAGAAAUGGAUGUGUUGGUGA
Molecule: messenger RNA, 1026 nt
Organism: Mycotypha africana
Lineage: Eukaryota; Fungi; Mucoromycota; Mucoromycetes; Mucorales; Mycotyphaceae
Exons: 3
Coding region: 1-1026 (341 amino acids)
Source: RefSeq, a predicted model, not a curated record